Molecule: messenger RNA, 620 nt
Organism: Nelumbo nucifera (sacred lotus)
Lineage: Eukaryota; Viridiplantae; Streptophyta; Magnoliopsida; Proteales; Nelumbonaceae
Source: RefSeq, a predicted model, not a curated record
UGAUGGCAUUAUCACUAGUGCUCUCACAAUCCUACCAGAACUUCCUCUCUACAAACUCAACUCGCUGCCCAAAAUCAUCCUCUAAAUUUAGCAGCAUUCCUCAAAACCUCCUCCAAACCCAGAACAUUCGUAGGAGAAAAGCAACAGCGGCAGGUCUGGCCACAGUAGUUCUGUUAGCAAGAGAGGCAAUUUUCUGUCCAAAUGUUGCAUACAGUUUUGAUUUUAGAAUCACGGCUCCUGAUCAAACUCUUGAGGAAGCAGAGAGUACGAUCAGAGCUCACGCCCAAGACCUAUUAGAUGUGAAAGAUCUGAUAGCUAUCGAGUCAUGGGGAGAAGCACAGAAAGCACUCCGGAAGAGUUCGUCAUACUUGAAACAAGAUAUCUACACGAUAAUCCAAGCAAAACCAGGGAUCGAGAGGCCCCAGCUCAGGAAGCUCUAUUCUCUUCUCUUCAAUAAUGUUACAAGAGUAAGUCUUAUGGAUUCAUUAACGCAAUGUUUGUCUCUUCACCAACAAAAAACCAAUCUAGAUUAUGCGGCAAGGAGUAAGGACAUAGCACAAGCACAGGAGUGUUAUGAAAACAUCGUUGCUGCCCUCGGCGAUAUUCUAUCCAGAAUAUGA